This is a messenger RNA of Pelobates cultripes (western spadefoot toad), 1857 nucleotides long. The record is from the annotation of a GenBank genome assembly. Lineage: Eukaryota; Metazoa; Chordata; Amphibia; Anura; Pelobatidae.
UGCAAUCAUUUUCCAACCCCGCUGACGGUUAUAACUCAGAGCAGCGGCAUUGUACAUUAAUAGUGUGUUAGUAGUGGAUGUACUUACAAGACACAGAGCGCGUAGGCUCCUGUGACGCUCUCGCUAUCUCGCACCAAAAAGCUGCCAUCUCUGCCAGCCUUUGCCAGUAAUUCUUCAGCCGCUGCCCGACUCAGAUCCCGAUGAUACCAGGGCAAGGCCAUGUUACCGGCAGCUGCCAUCGCUCCGACACAUCCAGAUGUCAUGACCAGUUGGAAGGAGGGGAAAUACAAACGAAAAUAUAAAGUCUCUUUGUCCAAGACAGCGUUAUAACUCAGAGCCGGGCGCUGCCCAGCACAGGCUCGUAAUAAACAAGAGACACCAAGGAGAAGGCCCAAUAAUGCCAAGCGAAUAAAGUGUAAAACACAACCAAAAGUUCUGUAUAAAUAGAAAUGCAGGGACCCUCAGACGUGCAGGACCCAGGAUCCCAUUACUGCUAUAUCCUUCAGCACAUUAAUCGGAGACACGUCUCAACAAAUCCAAAACAGGAGCAGGGUCAGCAGGAUCACUUGUUUGUGUUCCCUUUGAUGUGUAGAACUUCAGAUUCCAUGAAGACACAUGGUAGGGUACAGCUGGUACGGUGCCCACAUUAAGGGCCAGAUCCCAACCAAGGAAUUCAAACCACUUCCUGUGCGCUCUGUCAGUGACUGGCACACACACUUGGUCAACUGGCACACAAUGGAUCAACUGGCACAAGAGGCACACAGAAUCAACUGGCACACAGAAUCAACUGGCACACAGAAUAAACUGGCACACACCGGAGGGAUCAACUGGCACACUGGAUCAACUGGCACAAGAGGCACACGGAAUCAACUGGCACACAGAAUAAACUGGCACACACUGGUACAGGAGGCACACAGAAUCAACUGGCACACACUGGUAAAGCAGGCACACAGAGGAUCAACUGGCACACACCGGAGGGAUCAACUGGCACACACUGGAUCAAUUGGCACAAGAGGCACAUGGAAUCAACUGGCACACAGAAUAAACUGGCACACACUGGUAAAGCAGGCACACCGAGGAUCAACUGGCACACACCGGAGGGAUCAACUGGCACACACUGGGUCAACUGACACAGAAUCAACUGUCGCGCAGAAAUGAACUCCUGGCACUCUCCUGCCCGCAAUCCUCGUGAAAGCUCCCAGUGCUGGAUGCCCCCUCGGGGUGCUGUGUUCUGGGCACCCUGGGGGUGAUUGCCUCUGAGUGCAGGCCAGUGGUUGCUGGAUGCCAACUGGGGGUGCUCUGUCCUGGGAACCCUUUUGUGAUUGCUGACCUCUGUCUGGCAGGUCAGUGGGUGAUUGGUGUCCCCUGGGGGUGGCAGUCUCUGAGUGCAGGUCAGUGGGUGCCCCCUGGGGGUGGCUGUCUCUGAGUGCAGGUCAGUGGGUGCCCCCUGGGGGUGGCAGUCUCUGAGUGCAGGUCAGUGGGUGCUGAGUGCCCCCUGGGGGUGGCAGUCUCUGAGUGCAGGUCAGUGGGUGCCCCCUGGGGGUGGCUGUCUCUGAGUGCAGGUCAGUGGGUGCUGAGUGCCCCCUGGGGGUGGCUGUCUCUGAGUGCAGGUCAGUGGGUGCUGAGUGCCCCCUGGGGGUGCUCUGUCUCUGAGUGCAGGUCAGUGGGUGCUGAGUGCCUGCUCUGUCUCUGAGUGCAGGUCAGUGGGUGCUGAGUGCCCCCUGGAGGUGCUCUGUCCUGGGCACAGGCUGGCAUGGAGUUGGUAGGGGCUGUGUCUGCCCCAUGUCUGAGCUGGGCUGUUUGUGGCUCUCUCUCUCUGUUUGAUCUGAAAGAGGAAACUCUGAGCUCGGUCUCUCC